Ipomoea triloba (trilobed morning glory) is the source of this 1949-nucleotide messenger RNA. RefSeq lists its product as uncharacterized. The transcript is spliced from 5 exons. Bases 203 to 1729 code for a protein of 508 amino acids. The record is from RefSeq and is a predicted model, not a curated record. NCBI's taxonomy places the organism in Eukaryota, Viridiplantae, Streptophyta, Magnoliopsida, Solanales, Convolvulaceae.
UGGACGCUGUUCCAAAUAAAUAGAUUAUGUACAUUAUAGAAGGAGCCAAAAUUUGAGUUCAAAAACUGUCCGUUAAAGAUCACCAAACUUUGCCUCUUCAGUCUUCCCCAACCUGCACGCUGCUAUUACCUAGGGUUUUGAGGUGGUCGUUCACUUUCUGCAAAUACAAGCCUCACAUACCACUUACUGCACAGAAACCACCAUGAAUGUACCAACUAAUAGCUACGAACCCAUGCUGAGGGAGUCAAUCAAUCACUUCUUGGCUUCUUACCGGAAUGGUUGCUCCAAUUUCUCAGCUUUUGAGUCGAUUUUCUUCCGAUUGGUCCAGACAAUGCCCGAUCCACCUCUCGAAAUCACCUGGUUCUACUCUGCCAUGACUUUUCACAGUUCAAGAAAAUCAACUCUCCUAAACCCUCUUACCAAAGCCCUUGUUGCUAAAGACUUGCUUCAGUUGCUAAUUUCGUGCUCAAAGUCGAGUUAUGGGACCAAAAAGAUAGCAUUGCUCGCACCAGUUUUGUAUGCAUUAUAUGAUGCAGUUUGUGAAUUUUCUAACGAUGGGCUCAGUUUCAUGGGUGAAGUUGAGACUAUAGUGGAAAAAAUGGUUAAUUACAUUUGUUUAUGUUGUGAUGAUCUUGAAAUUUAUAAUGAAUGUGGUGAUUUGGUAAUUUGUUUUGAGGAUUUGGUAGGAGUUUGGACUCUUGAUCGGGUUGAUAAGUGUAGUAAUGUUGAGAAUAUGGCAGCGCUUUUUCCGUUUCUGAAUAGUGGGCUUUGCCGUUGGGUUAAUAAUCAAAGAUUCUCGAUCAGAAAUUUAGCCGGGGUAGUUAUGUUUCAGGUGUUCUUUUUGAGUUUGAGCUUGAAGUUUCAAGUGGGGUUUUCGCAAGGGGAGUUGCAACGUGAUACACUAAAUUGGGCAGUUCAGACUAUGAAAAGGUUUCAGAACUCCUACUUUCUAGAUUUGCUUCUCAGGGUGUUGUUGGAUCCCAGUAUGCCAGUGACAACUAUUUUGAAAUUGGACAAUGCAAGCCUUCUACAGAAAGUAGUUUACGAUGCAGUGAUACUGGUUGAUUAUUCGUUUCUGAAUUCUGGUAGAUGGAAUCAAAUACUUAACAACCAUUUAAAUGAGUUAGCUCUAGUAUGGACACUUGUUGCUGAUGUUGCAAUACAUUUUGCUAGGGACAUGAGAGAUGAAGCAAGGGCCGAAUCUUAUGCUACUGCUUUCUCUGAAUCUCAGCUACCGCCUCAAUUAAUUAAAUGGGUUACUGACCAAGUAUACACAGAACAGAACUCAAGUUUACCAAAAUUUCCCAUGCCAAAAGCUCUUAUCAAGUGGUUAUUACUCAUUGAGGAUAAAGGGCAUCUAGUCUUCAGUGAGAAUGAAUUGAAGAGACAUGCCAGAGCAGCAAUUUGCAAGCCAAUGAUGGUGCAUGGGCUUCCAGAAUGCAAAUCAGACUCUGAAUACUCUACAGAGAACCUUUGUGGUAAGGAGCCAAGGCAAAGCCAAGCCAGUGGGGAUGAAGAGAUGGUUGACCUGUUGGACAAUUCAUUUCCUGCUGCAACCUUUUGCCUUGAAAUUAAUGACAACGUGAGUAAUGGGGGCAGAAAACACAAAAGAGGGGUGAGCGAUGUAAGAGAAAGGCGGCUCAAGCUUGUCAAGUAUAAUGUCUAUGAAACCUCAAAUGGUGAGAGACUAUUGCCUUUCUCUGAUGAAGAUAGGGAAGUUAUGGGAUGAUAAGAUGCAUACCAUUUUUAUUGUGUAUCCGAAGCACCAAAGUGCAAACCAUAGCAUUAGAAGGUUAAUGUAGUUCUCUCUUAAUUGGAGUAUAGGUGCAUAUUUGUAAGCACUCAAAAAUUAGGAUGUAGAAUGUAUGUUUUGGAAUAACUUGUACUUUAGUUCAUGUAAUAUUAAUAACACUACCUUUAUCAUUUUAUCCCACUACUUUUAUCAAAUU